Molecule: messenger RNA, 1734 nt
Organism: Scleropages formosus (Asian bonytongue)
Lineage: Eukaryota; Metazoa; Chordata; Actinopteri; Osteoglossiformes; Osteoglossidae
Gene: spata17
Product: spermatogenesis associated 17
Exons: 10
Coding region: 8-1087 (359 amino acids)
Molecular function (GO): protein binding
Source: RefSeq, a predicted model, not a curated record
GAGCGACAUGGCCAGGCUCGAGUGGCUGCAACGUCAAAUUGAAGGAAUAAAAGAAGAGCAUGUCAUAGAAAACAGAGAGCACAGCGCCGCUGUCCGUCUGCAGAGCUGGUUCAGGGGGUGCCAGGUGCGAGCUCGUCUCAGACUUCUGCACAGAAAGGCAACAAUUAUACAGAAAGUAUGGCGUGGUUUUAGAGCGAGAAACCAGUUCAGGCAAAUGGUGAAGAAAGCGUAUUUUGUUAUGAAGAUGAACUUCUACAAUGAGAUGGCCAUCAGGAUACAAAGAAGGUGGAGAGGCUAUUAUGUACGGAAGUACAUACAUAAUUACUACGCACUGAAGAGGUAUCUGGAAGGAUUAACAAUAAAGAAUGAACAAGUGAGGAAGGACCUGGAGGAGUUUGCAGAGUUGCAGAGGAGGGAGAUGGAGCGCUUGGCACGGGAGCGAGAAGGGCAGCGGAAAUGUCUCCAAGCCCAGAGGCUACACUUCCUCCUGAGCACUGAGCAGUGUCCAGGUGUGUUCAACUCUCCAUACAGAGAUUUUCCUCACGAAAUGGAGCUGAGACUGAGGAGCAUUAAACCACUGCUUGCCAAAAAUGCUCCCCUUAGGAGGGACUCGGGUGGGUCACCUGCAUGUUCACUGCCGCCAGUUCCCAGCAAGAAACCUCAGGGACCCUUCAGAGACCCUGCCGAGGUGCUACAGCAGCGCUACCGGCCUCUUGAGCCGACGUUACGCGUGGCGACAUCCAUCACUGCCCUGGAGGAGGCCAGAGAGGAGCUGCGUCGCGAGGAGUGGAGGAGCCGUGUCAUCGACGACAUAUUUCAGCCUUUCUCCAAUGCACACAAGAAUAGGAAGUAUGAGCGAACACUUCACGGUACUUCUUCAUAUGAACAGGUGGAUUAUGGCACUAAGUACUUCAGAGAAGAAAACAAGGAAAAACGACAAGGAGAAAAGUUGCUCUUUUUCUCUCUAGGUCUCUCGCAGAACCAUCCAGGUGCCAGGGUUCACAGCCCCAUACACGUGGUGCAGCUCCUAGGUCAAAGGGAACAAUCCACAGUGCUCACCUGUGUUACAAGGUCUAGGGGCAGCUGACCAUGAGACCAGCCAUGGGACCGACCCCAGUUCACCCCGAAGGCAGGCAGCAGCGACGGGAUGAACAUCCGAGUGCUUCCCCAACCUUUCGCUGAAGGUGAAGGGGGCUUGUUGAAGACAUCUCCGCAAACAGAUGGACCACUAGAAACCAUCUGCUAGCGAAGCAAAUAAAUGCUCAAUGAUGCAUUGCGAAAUGAUUUAGCUUUCAAGGAUCCUCGGAAAGUAGUUAGUAAUGAUGGCAUCUGCGCGGAGAGCAAACACUCUCUUUUAGAUAUGAUCUAUGGCUGCUAUAAACUCGGGCCUUUCUUAAAGAGGCAGCAGUCCCGUUUGUGAGCCCUAAUUGUCCCGCUGGCUGAGAAGAAAUUGGUAUUUAAAUGCUCAGGGAAUGCUCCCCUCUUUGUUCCCACCUUCAAAGUUAUCUGCACUUCCCACACAACAGUGUCUUCAUUACACAGUGUGAAGAGGGACAAUGCAUCUCACAUUUGCCGUAUGGCUUUUGCUCAUCUGUCUCUGUUGAUCACUAUCGGUUGAGGACUCAAAGAAGAUAAUAAUUGUAUCUGAAUAUUUUAUUUUGUUUCUCAUUUCAUUGCAUUAUUUAUUGGAAUUACAUUCCAUCAUGAAGAUGUUUUUCAUAAUAUAUUCAUAUU